AUGUCGAGUGAUGAUAAAAACAAACCUAGUGAACCCAAGAAUGAGACCAAGCAAUGUGAUCCCAGGUGUGAACAAAGGUGUGAGACUAAAUGCCAGCCCAGCUGUUUAAAGAAGCUGCUGCAACGGUGCUCUGAAAAGUGCCCACGGGAAAAGUGCCCAGCACCACCGAAGUGUCCCCUGUGUCACCCAUGCCCCCCACUGUGCCCUCCACCAUGCCCAUGCCCAGCUCCCUCCCCUCCCAAGCCAUGUUCCAAGCCCUGUCCUCCUAAAUGCCCACCACCUUGCCCACCCCCAGAGUGA
Molecule: messenger RNA, 300 nt
Organism: Eubalaena glacialis (North Atlantic right whale)
Lineage: Eukaryota; Metazoa; Chordata; Mammalia; Artiodactyla; Balaenidae
Gene: LELP1
Product: late cornified envelope like proline rich 1
Exons: 1
Coding region: 1-300 (99 amino acids)
Source: RefSeq, a predicted model, not a curated record